AUGGGCGAUGACAUAAAGGAGAAGAGAAGAUUUCAAUAUAGAGUUGAUAUGAAGCACGAAACUGUAAAGCAACUGCCUUAUCUUCGGCAAGCGACGAGCUUCUCAAAACUUUUGACAACCAAGCAAACGACAUUAUCCCAAACACUUGCUGCUUUAACGGAAAUUCAAAAUCAGGAAUAUGGUAAUGCUAACAUUAGCACGACUGAACCAAAGAUCAAUGCUAUACAACACUCUACCCGACUUUACAAACAUUCAAAGCUUUAUCCAUCGUCCACGAGUCUCAAUAAUCUCCUGACUACCGAGAAUGCACAGUCAACGAAUCCUCAGAGUGGCGACGUUGGGAAUUCAUUGUCCGUACUUCGGGAUGGGGUCCCCGACGACUUUGAGUACUAUGCUGCAGGCCUGAAUUCAUUUCAGAAAGUAAAAGAUAUGUUGUCGAGUGCCGAAGGAGGUUGGGUUUAUAACCCGAAAGCAUCAUUGCAGACGAUGCGCGUAGAGCUUUGUCGAACGAUUUGGACGUUUGCUGAGAGCGAGGAGGAAUAG
Molecule: messenger RNA, 543 nt
Organism: Paraglomus occultum
Lineage: Eukaryota; Fungi; Glomeromycota; Glomeromycetes; Paraglomerales; Paraglomeraceae
Source: the annotation of a GenBank genome assembly